AUGAGAGACCAGAAGUAUAAACAAGAUAUUCUUCAGUGGAUGGCUUGUGGUGCCACUGUAUCUGCCGUAUUAUACGGUGUAUAUAAGUAUAUCACACAAGAUAGGUCUACUCCUGAAGGUUUGAAGGAUGAAGGUAAUAAGUAUUUCUUAUUAAAGGAUUAUUCUAAUGCAUUAUUAAAAUAUCUUACAGCACUAGAAUUGUUUAAUAAAUGGGUAGAACAAGGAGUAAGUAUAAACACCGGCAUACAAGUAAAAAUACUUAAUAAUAUAUCACAGACGUAUUUUAUAACUAAAGAAUAUAAAAAAUCCAUAGAAUAUAUAGAAAAUACGUUAAAAAUCAAAUCUAUACAUUAUAAUAGUUUUAAAAGACUAGCACAGUUAGAGGAGAUAGACCAAGGAUAUGGUGAUGUAAAAGGACUUGCUGUAAUAACUGCAUAUUUAAUACUGCAUAAAUCUUAUAAUGAAAAGGCCAGUAAAAAUCAAAAUAUUAAAAAAAAUGAUGAAAAUUUUGAUAAUGAAAAUUUUAAAUGGAAUGAAAUUUUAAGUAAAAAGAUAGAAAAAUUAUCAAUUAAAAAAUCAAAAGAAAUAACGGUUAUAAAGAAUUUUAGCGUAUCAUUUGUGAAAUUAGAAGAAAUUCUGACUAUAUUCAAUGAUCCAUUACAGAAUAAUUCUGUAUUUGGUGAAAAAACACAAGAAGAUAUAAAAAUUUUAAAUUUUAUCAAAAAUAAAAAUUUUGAUGAUAUAAUUAAUUACCUGAAUAAAACAGAAAAAAAUCAAUUCUCAAAAAGGGUUUCUUUCAUUGCUGGUAAUAUAAAAUAUAUACGUAAUGAGAAUAAUGAAGCAAUUUCAUUAUUUAAUAUGUCAGAUACAAUAUACGGUGACGUACUCACAUUAUACAUAAAAAAAUUAGAAAAUUCAAAAUCAAAAUUUGAUGAAAACAAAAUUUUAAAGAUAAUGAAUACAACGGAUCCUAUUGUAAGAAUGUACGUUAUACAGUUACAUUUAAUUAGUGAUAAUAUAGGGCACUAUUUAGCCAAACUAAUUGAAUUACAAUCAGAAGAAUUAAUUAGUCUGCCGUAUAUAGCCAAUAUUAAAUCGCAGUAUUCCUUAUACGAGUAUAAAGAAUCAAUUAGUACACUGCAAAAAGCCGUUAAAAUAUUCCCAAAUGAUUUAAAUUUAUUAUGCGCGGGAGUGGAAAUUUUAUCACAAGAAUUUUUAAAAUUAAAAAUAUCUGAAAAAAUAACGGACAUUUUUAUAAAAAAAAAUCAAAAUUUAAAAUCAAAAUAUGAUUUAUUAAAAAAUAUUUUAUCAAAAUUAUCAGAAUUUAAAAAUUCUCCAAGAGCCGUUUUUUUCAUGUAUAUAGGGUAUAAUUCAUUAAAUAAUACUAAGUAUAUUGACUUAUUAAUGAAAUCAGUUGAUUUAGAUAAGUAUAAUAGUACAUUAUUAGUACAAUUAGGUCAGUAUAAGAUAAGUACAGGGGAUCUAACAGGGUUUAAUGACUUAGAACGUGCAUGUAGAAUAUCAGUGGAUGGGUCUGAGAGUAUUUAUAAGCUAUUAUAUACGUAUAGAAGUAUAUACAGCGUACAAGAGUACUACCCAGAUAUAUCGAAUAUUGUAAUAGAUAAUUUAUCUACAUAGUAUAAAAAGUAAUAUAUAGUACACAAUAUAUAAUAAGUAAUGGAUAAUAAGUAAUAAGUAAUGGAUAAUAAGUAAUAAAUAAUGGA
Messenger RNA from Nematocida parisii ERTm1, 1724 nucleotides. RefSeq lists its product as uncharacterized. The transcript has a single exon. NCBI's taxonomy places the organism in Eukaryota, Fungi, Microsporidia. The coding region runs from base 1 to 1638 and encodes 545 amino acids. The record is from RefSeq and is a predicted model, not a curated record. Gene Ontology annotation, molecular function: protein binding.